CCCACGAGGUGGCCUUCCUCUGUAGCCUGAUUCCUGUAAUGGCUGCUUCCUGUCCGGUAGCGUAAGAGUCCGGACCCGGGGAUCCUUAGCUUCUGUCGCUGCUGCCACUGCGCCGAGUACUCCUAGGGAAAGGUGCCUUAAGGGAAGCCUUGAUCGUGCCGCAGAAGGGACAGUGCCCGCACGUGGCCCGGUGCACAGCCGGCUCUCGACCCUAGCCUUGAUUAUUUUCCUUCAGCCUUCAAGAUCCAGGCAACAUGGCCUCCAUUGGCGAUGUCUCCCAAGUGUUCCUGGUCCUCCUUUCCUUGCUCUGUGUGCUGCCUGUGGUUGAAGCAGUAGAAGCCGGGGAUGGCAUAGCACUUCUGUUGGGCAUGUUUCUCAGCCUCACGGGCAUUUGUGCCUGUUUGGGGAUAUAUGCCAGAAAGAGAAAUGGACAGAUGUGACUUUGGUGGGGGAUGGGGUCUCCCAAGGCCAACAUGGACCUGAAAGCCUCUCUGUGUUUGAGAUUUCAAGCUGAGAAACCAGCUUCUUAAACGUCAAGGUCCAGAUAGUAAGCAAAUGGUUAUUUCCUAUUCCUUGGAAGAUGUUGCCUUAAAAUGUAAAAGCUGCUUUAUGUAAAAAUGGAAGGAGGGGUCAUUUUCUUCAUGUUCAGUAUAAGUCUGAUGGUUCAUCAAUGUGAAAAUUGGCCAAUAACCUGUAAGGGCUGAUAGGAAGGGGUGGAGGGUGCUGUCAGAGAAAUAAAGUAACUAUCAUUUAACCUAAGUGGUAUUCCAUGACUUCUGGAGUAACGAAGAUAUAGGAAAAAGGAACUACCUGUUUAAAAUUGUUGGAUGUCAGAUAUUUUCUGUACCCUAAUAUUAAGAAAAAUGCUACGCAAAGAGGAGUUGAGGAGUCCUUGUUCUGUAUUUAUAUAAAAAAAUUUGUCUAGUUUGUAACCCCAGAUAAAUACUACAGUUAAACAUAAAGUUCACCUAGUAGACAUUUGGAAGUUUAGAAAAUUCUUUCUUCAUAAGGAAUUUAGAAACACGUAUGUUACUACAUAUUUGCUGUUUAAAUAAAGGAAAGGUUUAAUGUUUAAAAAAAAGUUUUAUAUUGAUUACCAAGCACCUCUGUGAAACACAUUAAAAUAAACAUUAGACUGCUAUGCUA
Molecule: messenger RNA, 1146 nt
Organism: Vombatus ursinus (common wombat)
Lineage: Eukaryota; Metazoa; Chordata; Mammalia; Diprotodontia; Vombatidae
Gene: SMIM30
Product: small integral membrane protein 30
Exons: 3
Coding region: 255-440 (61 amino acids)
Source: RefSeq, a predicted model, not a curated record